UCCUGAACUCCCCGUAAGAUGGCUCGCACGAAGCAGACGGCGCGCAAGUCGACUGGCGGCAAGGCCCCGCGCAAGCAGCUGGCCACCAAGGCGGCCCGCAAGAGCGCGCCGGCCACGGGCGGCGUGAAGAAGCCGCACCGCUACCGGCCCGGCACGGUGGCCCUGCGCGAGAUCCGGCGCUACCAGAAGUCCACCGAGCUGCUGAUCCGCAAGCUGCCGUUCCAGCGGCUGGUGCGCGAGAUCGCGCAGGACUUCAAGACCGACCUGCGCUUUCAGAGCUCGGCCGUCAUGGCGCUGCAGGAGGCGUGCGAGGCCUACCUGGUGGGGCUCUUCGAGGACACCAACCUCUGCGCCAUCCACGCCAAGCGCGUCACCAUCAUGCCCAAGGACAUCCAGCUGGCGCGCCGCAUCCGCGGCGAGAGGGCGUGUGCCAGGCGGGACGCCUCGCCCGCGAUGCGCUCGAAGAUGUCGUUGACGAACGAGUUCAUGAUGCCCAUGGCCUUGGACGAGAUGCCGCUCUCCUUGCGGCUGCGUUUGCGCUUCUUGCCGUCCUUCUUCUGCGCCUUGGUCACCGCCUUCUUGGAGCCCUUCUUCGGGGCCGGCGCCGACUUGUCUUUCGCCAUGGCUCGCACGAAGCAGACGGCGCGCAAGUCGACCGGCGGCAAGGCCCCGCGCAAGCAGCUGGCCACCAAGGCGGCCCGCAAGAGCGCGCCGGCCACGGGCGGCGUGAAGAAGCCGCACCGCUACCGGCCCGGCACGGUGGCCCUGCGCGAGAUCCGGCGCUACCAGAAGUCCACCGAGCUGCUGAUCCGCAAGCUGCCGUUCCAGCGGCUGGUGCGCGAGAUCGCGCAGGACUUCAAGACCGACCUGCGCUUCCAGAGCUCGGCCGUCAUGGCGCUGCAGGAGGCGGGCGAGGCCUACCUGGUGGGGCUCUUCGAGGACACCAACCUCUGCGCCAUCCACGCCAAGCGCGUCACCAUCAUGCCCAAGGACAUCCAGCUGGCGCGCCGCAUCCGCGGCGAGAGGGCCUAAAUUUGAUGUCCUGA
Neogale vison (American mink) is the source of this 1046-nucleotide messenger RNA. RefSeq lists its product as uncharacterized. Bases 19 to 1032 code for a protein of 337 amino acids. Gene Ontology annotation, molecular function: protein heterodimerization activity; DNA binding; structural constituent of chromatin. Gene Ontology annotation, cellular component: nucleosome. The transcript is spliced from 4 exons. The record is from RefSeq and is a predicted model, not a curated record. NCBI's taxonomy places the organism in Eukaryota, Metazoa, Chordata, Mammalia, Carnivora, Mustelidae.